GGUUCCCGCUUGUUGCUCAUAUUUUCCUUUGGUACUAUAGUAACGACGACGGUUUCCAUUCAAAGUCCUUAAUUUUUCUUACAUUUCUCAUUUAUUACCCCCUAAUUUCUCCCCUUAUAUUCUCCAUCUUUCUCUCUGUUUCCCUAUUUUAUCGCCUCUCAGAUCUUUUUUGGCAGCUGCCAAACUAAGAAACUCACUGUGGCUGUUAACUUUCCCAUGAUAGUAGACUCGCGUCAUGGAAAAAGAAGAUGCUAUUAUGGAAGGUUCAGUCAAUCAUCCUGCUGCUGAAAAGGAAGCAAAUGAACCUAUUCUUAACAAUGAAUCUGUAAAAAAUAAAGUUUCUAGCCAGAGGAAUUUAGGGAGUAUACCAGAUGUUCUGCAGGAGGUGAAUACUGUGAAUGAUCGAAUGGAUGAACAGGAAAAGAAAAUUUCUGUUGAUAAUUCUAUUUUACAUUCUGGUGCUGAAAAAAGUCAGGUUGCUACAAUUAAUGAACCGGGGAAGGAGAAUUCUUUAGGUGAAAGCACGUUAAGUUCUUCACUUGCUAAUAAAAAUGAGAUUGAUAAACCUGACUUAGAUCAAGUUCUCAUCCUAGGGGAACUAAAAUCGUUAAAAAGUGGACAGGAACGCUCCGAAGCAGAGAUGUCUGGUUUGAGUGGAAAGAAAACUGAUUGUGUCAAAGUGGACUUGAAAUGUCUCCGCAAAACUAACAAGAAUCUUGACGAAGUUGUUUAUGAGGAGGAAGCAGAACCUGUAUUUGAUGGAACAGAAGAACCUGGGAUGGGUGUUAAUAGGAGUUUAUCAGCCCGUUCUGCACACCGUGACUCAGAGGCACAGGGAUAUGUUUGGCCUGAGAAGGCAGUGGCUCUUACAAACUUUGUUAGAUCGAAGAGUACAGUUGCGGUGAGUACUGUUCUACGCCGCCUUUCUGGUAAAAGUGAUGACGGGCAAGAUGUUACAACUGAAGAAGAUAAGAGUAAAUGCUAUGAGAAGAGUGCCGUUGCAUCACAAGAACAUGAAAUGCAAGCCGUGUCUCAGAAAACUGUAGAACGGACUGGAUGGAAUCCCCUUAGCUUAAUUGGGAUUUUACGUGAUGACACUGGAAACAGACUUGUGGAGACAGAGGUCUCACCAGAAGCAGUUUUACCAAUAGCCAUGAAGGGAAGGAUUAUAUUGUAUACAAGGUUGGGAUGCCACGAAAGUAAAGAGGCAAGACUUUUUCUACACCGGAAAAGACUCAGAUAUGUUGAGGUCAACAUUGAUGUGUAUCCUAGUAGAAAGAUGGAGCUGGAGAAAAUUGCUGGUGAUUCUGUUGUUCCUAGAGUGUUCUUUAAUGAAGUUUUAAUAGGGGGAUGGAGUGAGCUAAAGAGCUUGGAUGAGUCUGGAAAGCUCUCAGAGAAGAUUGAAUAUGUAGUUGAUGAAGCACCAUCAUUUGAAGCUCCUCUACCACCUCUUUCUGGUGAAGAUGAUUUGUCUAGUAGUGGGUCUAUCGAUGAGCUAGCUGUUAUUGUUAAAAAAAUGAAACAGUCUAUUGCUUUGAAAGACCGGUUUUAUAAGCUGCGCAGAUUCACCAACUGUUUCCUGGGAUCAGAAGCUGUGGACUUCCUGUCAGAAGAUCAGUACUUGGAAAGGGAAGAGGCUGUUGAAUUUGGUAGGAAGCUUGCAAUCAAUCUUUUCUUUCAACAUGUACUAGAUGAAAAUGUGUUUGAAGAUGGAAACAGUCUGUAUCGUUUCCUUGAUGAUGAUCCCUUUGUAUCUCAGUGUCAGAACAUACCAAGGGGUUUAACAGAAGUGAAGCCCAAACCCAUAAUAGAAAUUUCAUCUCGAUUGAGAUUUUUGUCUCAUGCAAUUUUUGAAGCUUAUGCAUCAGAAGAUGGAAGACAUGUUGAUUAUAGAAGCAUCCACGGCAGCGAGGAAUUUGCAAGGUACUUGAGAACAACCGAGGAGCUUCAAAGAGUGAACUUGAAAGACAUGCCCAGGGAGGAGAAGCUUGCCUUUUUUAUUAAUCUCUACAACAUGAUGGCCAUUCAUGCAAUAUUGGUUUGGGGACAUCCCUCUGGACCAAUGGAGAGGAGAAAAUUGUUUGGAGAGUUCAAAUAUGUCAUUGGUGGGUGCACAUAUUCACUAUCAGCUAUCCAUAAUGGAGUCUUAAGGAGCAAUCAGAGACCACCAUACAAUCUAAUCAAACCAUUUGGAGUUAAAGACAAGCGUCUUAAGGUAGCUCUUCCUUAUCCAGAGCCUCUUGUUCAUUUUGCCCUGGUUAAUGGUAUGCGAUCUGGGCCUGCUCUUCGAUGUUAUUCACCUGGAAAUAUAGAUAAAGAGUUGGUGGAGUCUGCCCAUGAUUUCUUAAGAGAUGGAGGACUGAUUGUUGAUCUUAGUACCAAGGUUGCAUACGUUAGUAAAAUCUUGAGAUGGUUUAGUGUUGAUUAUGGGAAGAACGAGGUUGAAGUAUUGAAACAUGCUGCAAAUUACUUGGAUUCAUCGGUAUCUCCAGCUUUGCUAGAGUUGCUCGCCAACAGUCAGCUGAAGGUGGUGUACCAACCUUACGACUGGGGACUGAAUAACUAGCGUUGGAUUCUACCUCCAUUCUCAGAGUCACUGUCAACUUUGUGUGCUACUACAAGAAAUUUCAACAUGAUAUUAUGUGAAAGUAAAAUUCAUGUUUCUUUGGUCUCAACCCAACUUGGCUCUUGUCACUGUUAUAUGAGGAUUUGGUGAAAGUGCCUCAUAAAUUAGCAAAAGUAAUAGAUUAGACAUAUGUUAUAUUUGCUGGUU
Messenger RNA from Solanum verrucosum, 2773 nucleotides. RefSeq lists its product as uncharacterized. The record is from RefSeq and is a predicted model, not a curated record. The transcript is spliced from 7 exons. Bases 236 to 2566 code for a protein of 776 amino acids. Gene Ontology annotation, biological process: intracellular signal transduction. NCBI's taxonomy places the organism in Eukaryota, Viridiplantae, Streptophyta, Magnoliopsida, Solanales, Solanaceae.